Messenger RNA from Cherax quadricarinatus, 460 nucleotides. The record is from RefSeq and is a predicted model, not a curated record. Lineage: Eukaryota; Metazoa; Arthropoda; Malacostraca; Decapoda; Parastacidae.
AAUGAAGGUCAGGAUAGUGACCAACCUUAAGGUCACUAAAAGUCAGUUAACCUUCAGUGGUCGUACAAGAGAGAUGUGAUGCUCCUCCUCCUGCCGCCCCGCCGGUUUUACUGCUUCUUCAGCCUCUUAAUACACCUAAAUAACAAUGGACAAAGAUGGCACUGUAGACAUAAACUUUGACGAGUGGAGAGACUACUUACUGUUCCAUCCAUCAGUAAAUCUUCAUGAUAUUAUUCUUUCCUGGAGACAUGCCAUAAAUCUUGACGUUGGUGAGGAUCUUUCUGUACCGGAAGAUUUCUCUCUAGAAGAAUGGUUGUCUGGCAAGUGGUGGAGACAUCUGGUGGCUGGAGGAGUAGCUGGUAUGGUGUCUAGAACUUGUACAGCUCCACUGGACAGACUCAAGGUCUUCCUUCAGAGUAAGCGUGGGGGAGGAGGUCCACGUGACAUUAGGAUGCGGUAG